Molecule: messenger RNA, 1318 nt
Organism: Hypoxylon trugodes
Lineage: Eukaryota; Fungi; Ascomycota; Sordariomycetes; Xylariales; Hypoxylaceae
Exons: 2
Coding region: 182-988 (268 amino acids)
Source: RefSeq, a predicted model, not a curated record
CGACUGAGCGUUUUUAUUCCAUAUUUAGCAGGAAAUGCCUUCUAUUCUUCACUGCCAUCGCAAUACUAAACACUACAUCUCACAAGAUGUUUAUUAUAAUUACAAGUACACAUUAGAUGUACCUUCUUAACUACUAUUUCUCAUCAAAUGCUGCUUUUCGCAGGCCCUUAGCACUCUAAUUAUGGAUCUCGAAGAACCCUUCCUAACAUCGGAACCAGUUGUACUUGCAAAGACUGAUGCGAACACAGCCAGCUAUAGUGGUCGCGGCAUCAUAGAAGUGCUUGACGUUAUCAAAAUACUUGAAGAUGCUGGAAUAGCUUGCUGCGUCACAGGCGCUCAUGCUUUACUUUACUAUGGUGCCAAACUUGUCCCCGUUGAUUGGGAAGUUUGCGUGCCGAACGAGGAUUUCAAAAAAGCAUCGGCCAUGUUCACAUCAAACCCACUGAGUGAUAUAUAUGAACCCUGGACCAAAAUACUACCGCAAGUUCGUUCCUUGAUACAUACCUACCCUCGCUUCACGCUGAAAGGUGUAAAUUUCUUCUUUUUCAUCGUACCUGCAUUUGAGUACAAUAUCAAAUGGGAAUCGUCCGACCUGGAGAAAAGUCAGCUCGGCAUUCCAUUCCCUAAACUCGAGCUCCUUGCUCGUAGCCUUCUAGAUACACAGCGACAACUUGAGCUCACGAAUCUCGUCGAUGGAAUGGAUUUAUCCGAAGAAUGGGGAGAGGAACACCUCGACUUGGAUAGGACCGGCGAGCUUGAAUAUGCCGGGGAGAAAAACAAGAGACUUAUCGCAUCUCAUUGUGGGUCGAGGGAAAUCCCCAUACCUAAACUAAGUGAGGUGCCUAAGGACCUCAGGCAGCAGUGGCAAAAUAUAGUUAGAGGGAAACAACGCAGGAUAAAUCUAGAGCUGCCAAAACACCUGUACAGCACGCGAUUCCGGAUGGUAGGUUCGGGAGAUCCUAGAUUACGAGCAGGUCGGAAUAUAUAAUCAUAAACCUGCUACUACCCACUAACAAGUGUUUAACUCAUUCAUGUAUAGUUCACAGCGAGUGUUGGGAAAGAACUUACAGUAAAUGUCACUACUUGAUAUAUUGAAAAUCAGGCGUAGCUACUUAGGUAAGUGUAACAAUGUUCGACCAACAACACCUUUGAGAAUUAUCUACUGUGGAUCACAAUGGUCGACUGUAUAAAGCAAACAGACCUCGCUGUUCUUGAAUACCUGGGCCUCAUAAGAGCACGCAAUUCAACCCACAGUCAAAACAAAUUGAUCUAGGAGUGAUAGUGAUAUAGAACUAUCAAUGAAAAAUUGCACUGUGAC